This is a messenger RNA of Spodoptera litura, 842 nucleotides long. RefSeq lists its product as uncharacterized. Lineage: Eukaryota; Metazoa; Arthropoda; Insecta; Lepidoptera; Noctuidae. The record is from RefSeq and is a predicted model, not a curated record.
UUCCAAAAUGACAAAUGUCAAACAAAAACAUUGGAUGGAAUGGAACGUAUUUAAACAUAACCUAUUUAUCGAAUAUAGUUGAUUACUGAAUAAUUUGGUUUAAAGAGUGUUGCGAAUAAUUAAAUAAUAGAAGAAAUAUAAUAACAAUACUAUAAAUAAAUAGUGGCGAAUACUUGAAACGCAGAAAAUGAGCACCUCUAAGGGUAGUAACGUAAGGAGACGGCCACAGAAACACCAAAAUAAAACUGCGUUCAAGAAUGAUUUACACGAUACGAGUCGUAAAACAAAAUUUUUAAACUCACUUGAGAUAACUGGUGUCUGCAAACGUUGCAAGGAUAUACUCGAAUGGAAGAUAAAAUAUAAAAAGUAUAAACCAUUAACAGCACCGAGAAAAUGUGUGGGCUGUGAGCAGAAAACAAUAAAACAUGCUUACCACAUGUUGUGCAACAAGUGCGCUUUAGAGAAAACAUUGUGUGCGAAAUGCUGCAAACCAGUUGAGGAUCAGGAUUCAUCAGUUAUUGAAGAGACCCAGAAUGUUGAUUUAAAAGCUAUGUUAAAAGAUCUACCAGAAAGGAAACGGCGGACAAUUAUGAGGUUAAUUAAGAAACAAGAUGAAGGUCAGCAAUUGACUCCGGAAAUAAAGGCACAGAUAGAUGAUAUGCUUUUGAAGAUGGACAGCAUUGCCUUAGAUGAUGAUGAUUUCAAUUUUAGUGAUGGUGAUGAUGAUGAAUAUAACUCAGAUAGUGAACCAGAAACUAAAUAAGUAAUAACAAACAUCAUCUAUGUACAUAGAAUAUGCUUUUGAAAUAUUAGCAAUUAAUAAAAUUAUUUAUACAAUUCUA